Molecule: messenger RNA, 4156 nt
Organism: Chelonia mydas (Green sea turtle)
Lineage: Eukaryota; Metazoa; Chordata; Testudines; Cheloniidae
Gene: INTS7
Product: integrator complex subunit 7
Exons: 20
Coding region: 43-2982 (979 amino acids)
Biological process (GO): snRNA 3'-end processing
Cellular component (GO): integrator complex
Source: RefSeq, a predicted model, not a curated record
UACGAGCCGUGCUGUGAGCUAGUACCGGGAGCGGGGAGCGCUAUGGCCUCUGGCGCCAAGUCCUUCCUGGCGGACGCGGGCUACGGCGAGCAAGAGCUGGACGCUAACUCCGCCCUCAUGGAGCUGGACAAAGGCCUCAGGUCUGGAAAACUUGGGGAGCAAUGUGAAGCUGUUGUCCGUUUUCCCAGGCUCUUUCAGAAAUAUCCAUUCCCGAUUCUCAUUAAUUCUGCAUUCCUAAAGCUGGCUGAUGUUUUCAGAGUUGGAAGUGUGUGUGUGUGUGUGUGUAAUGUACUGUAUACAUCUUCCAAUAGAAACAACUUCUUGAGGCUAUGUGUCCUGAAAGUCACUCAGCAGAGUGAAAAGCAUUUAGAGAAGAUCCUGAAUGUGGAUGAGUUUGUGAAAAGAGUUUUCUCUGUAAUUCAUAGCAAUGAUCCAGUUGCUCGAGCAAUCACACUCAGGAUGUUGGGGAGUAUGGCAUCCAUAAUCCCAGAAAGGAAGAAUGCACAUCACAGUAUUCGCCAGAGCCUGGAUUCCCAUGAUAAUGUUGAGGUCGAAGCUGCUAUAUUUGCUGCUGCUAACUUUUCUGCACAGUCAAAGGAUUUUGCUGGAGGAAUAUGUAACAAAAUCAGUGAAAUGAUUCAGGGCUUAGCCACGCCAGUGGACUUGAAGCUGAAGUUGAUCCCCAUACUACAGCACAUGCACCAUGAUGCCAGCCUGGCGUCUAGCUCCCGUCAACUUCUCCAACAGCUGGUAACAUCCUAUCCUUCCACCAAGAUGGUCAUUGUUACUCUCCACACCUUUACUUUGCUUGCUGCUUCCUCUUUGGUGGACAUACCCAAACAGAUUCAGCUUUUGCUGCAAUACUUGAAAAAUGACCCCAGGAAAGCUGUGAAAAGACUUGCUAUCCAAGAUCUAAAGUUAUUGGCAAACAAAACCCCACAUACAUGGAGCAGAGAAAACAUUCAGGCACUCUGUGAAUGUGCUCUUCAAACUCCUUAUGACAGCUUGAAACUAGGCAUGCUAUCUGUCCUUGCCACACUGUCAGGAACUAUUGCCAUCAAACAGUACUUCAGCAUAGCUCCAGGAACAACAGCUACAACAGCAAGAUCAUUUGACUUAGUAAAGCUGGCACAGGAAUGCUGUUACCAUAAUAACCGUGGCAUUGCUGCUCAUGGUGUGAGAGUUCUGACUAAUAUAUCUGCUUCUUGCCAAGAAAAAGAUCUCCUGGUUUUGGAGCAAGAUGCGGUCUUUGGCCUUGAGUCUCUUUUAGUUCUUUGUAGCCAAGAUAGCAGUCCUGGUGCUCAAGCAACCUUAAAGAUUGCACUAACUUGUAUGGUGAAGCUGGCCAAGUGUCGUCCCCAUCUGAGCCAAUCAGUGGUUGAGUCCUUGCUGACACAGUUGCACAGUGCUCAGGAUGCUUCUAGAAUUCUCAUGUGCCACUGUUUAGCGGCAAUUGCAAUGCAGCUGCCUGUUUUAGGUGAUGGCAUGCUGGGAGACCUAAUGGACCUCUAUAAAGUGAUUGGACGAUCUGCUACAGAUAAACAACAAGAACUUUUGGUAUCCCUCGCCACAGUGAUAUUUGUUGCCAGUCAAAAAGCUUUAUCUUCUGAAGUUAAAAAUGUUAUCAAACAACAGCUUGAGAAUGUCUCCAACGGAUGGACAGCAUACAGGAUAGCCAGGCAGGCCUCCAGAAUGGGUAAUCAUGACAUGGCCAGAGAGCUGUAUCAAAGCCUGCUGACUCAAGUUGCUUCAGAACACUUCUACUUUUGGCUGAACAGUUUGAAGGAAUUUUCCCAUGCAGAGCAGUGUCUGACGGGGCUUCAAGAGGAAGAUUAUAGUUCAGCACUCUCUUGCAUUGCUGAAUCUUUAAAAUCUUAUCACAAAGGGAUAGCAUCACUAACGGCUGCCAGCACACCACUUAACCCUCUGAACUUUCAAUGUGGGUUUGUCAAGCUCAGGAUUGACCUUCUGCAGGCUUUCUCUCAACUCAUCUGCACCUGUAACAGCCUAAAAACUAGUCCACCACCUGCCAUUGCCACAACAAUUGCAAUGACAUCAGGAAAUGACCUCCAGAGAUGUGGGCGCAUCUCUACCCAGAUGAAACUCUCUAUGGAAGAAUUUCGUAACCUGGCUACACGAUAUGGGGAUCUGUAUCAGUCAUCUUUCGAUGCAGACUCGGCAACUUUAAGGAAUGUAGAAUUACAACAGCAGAGCUGCCUGUUGAUUUCGCAUGCAGUUGAAGCCCUGAUUUUGGAUCCAGAAUCUGCAAGUUUCCAGGAGUACACCUUGAGUGGAGCUGCACAUGUUGAGAGUGAAUAUGAAAGAAGAAUGAUGUCUGUAUUUAAUCAUGUGUUGGAGGAAGUGGAAUCACUGAACAGGAAAUAUGCUCCUGUCUCUUACUUGCACACAGCUUGCCUGUGCAAUGCAGUCAUCGCCUUGCUGAAAGUUCCCCUUUCGUUUCAAAGGUAUUUUUUUCAGAAAUUGCAAUCUACAAGUAUUAAGCUCGCUCUGUCACCAUCUCCCCGGAACCCUGCGGAGCCCAUUGCAGUACAAAACAAUCAACAGCUGGCCUUAAAGGUGGAGGGAGUGGUUCAGCAUGGCUCCAAACCAGGUCUCUUCCGCAAAAUUCAGUCUGUCUGUCUAAACGUAUCGUCAACACUGCAGAGCAAGUCUGGACAGGACUACAAGAUCCCCAUUGACAGCAUGACCAAUGAGAUGGAGCAGAGGGUGGAACCACACAACGAUUAUUUCAGCACUCAGUUUUUGUUGAACUUGGUGAUUCUUGGCACCCAUAACAUCACAGUAGAGUCGUCUGUAAAAGACUUAAAUGGUAUUGUUUGGAAGACGGGGCCCAAAACCACCAUUUUUGUUAAAUCUCUUGAGGAUCCCUACUCCCAACAGGUUCGCCUUCAACAACAGCAAGGACAGCCACCUUCGCAGCAGCAACAGCAGCAGCAAAGAACAGCAUACUCGCGUUUUUAGUCAUCAAAAGUGCUAUUAAUUUUCAGGGGGCUAGACUACAGGCAUCUCACUUUGCUUGGAUACAAUGUCUUUUGGAGACAUUUAAACUCUUUGGUGGUCCCACCAAUUUCCUCCUCCGUUCUUAAUGCCGUUAUUGUUGCACUUAAACUAGUCAUGUGAACCACACUGAGGCUAUGUCCACGGUACAAGCUAUAAGGUUGUGAUUCCCAUCUUGUAUACAUACAUUCACGCUAACUUGAUAAGAGCUAGCAUGAGAGUAAAUAGUAGUGUAGCCAUGGUAGCAUGGUUUAACCAUACCGAGUACAAACCAUGGGUGUGUACUCAGGAUGGCUUAGCAUUACUGUGGCUACGCUGCUAUUUCUACUCACGCUGCACCUAUCACUGCAAAUAUGUCUACACAAGCUGGGAAUCGCACCCAUUGGUCGUGUAGACAGCUUCAGUCCUGGUGUAAAUAGGUACAACUUGGGUUAAGUCUGGAGUUCCAUUUUUUUAUAGUAGGUCUACAAUUUGUUCCCCCAGCUGUAUGUUCUCCAGAACCAAUGGCAGCAGUGCUUUAUGAAAUUAGCCAGUAGGGGAGACUGUGAGUUGUGUGGAUAGAACCUUUCUUGGUAACCUAGGAUAUCAACUCUGCCAUUUCCUGAGGAGCAUACGUUCUGGUGUUUGGGCUCUCAGGCCACCUGCUAACAGCCUGGACAGUUCAAUACCAAACAAAACAGUGUUACAUAAGGUGGGUGUCUUGUAAUGUGAAGCUGUUGGCAAGACUGUCCGGACAUCAUACUGGGUGAUGAUAGUAGUAAUUCUGGUAUUUGUGAUGCUGAAGAAUAUUGUGGUACCAUUUCAGCCAACAGCGUUGUAAUUAAUGUGCACACAGACCUGUCUUUGCUCAUUCUCUUGCCUCUGUAUUCACUUGUCCUGAAGAGAUGCCACCUGGAGAACAGAGAAAUUACUUUUCAAGGGGAAGUGAAGUUUCAGUGAUGGGAACAAAUGAUUGGUUGUGCCUCCUCAAACAGGAGGAUAGAAAUGGCUUUUUUGUUUCAUCUUUAUCUGCCUUUGCCAGGCUUUAUUUACUUUUAAUUUUUUUAAAAGAGGAAAGGUUAAUUUGUAAAUCUGUUUAAUGUUUAACGUUUAUAAGUAGGGGACUAUUAAAUGCCAAAGCUCUGGUGCCUAGUCGGUA